AUGUCCAAAAUUUCAGUGGUCGCUAAUUCUCUGUUUGAGGGUGAUAUCAAGUUAUCCCCGUUUGAUCUGAGGUUUGUGGACACGCGAGAAGAGGGUGACGUUGAUGGGGAACUGGCGCCAAGUCGACAGAAAAGGAAUGCUAAUCGCAAUAGGAUGGUUCUAUGGCAAGACAAAGUUGUUCCUUAUAAGUUUGAUUCGAGUCUUCCAGGUGAGAGGAAAUCAGCAGCAUGUUUAAAGGUAUGAUUCUCACAACAGCACGGACCGUUAGUGGACAAAGUACAUGGAACCUUGACAAAAGUCAAAUGAAUACCUGCCUCGAGAAAGUUUAGAAGAAUAGAUUAAGGUUAUGACUGAAGCCCAAUCAGAUGAAAGGAAAUAGUCACUAGCAACCGGACAAACACGAAAUCUGCUUCAAGCGCGAAAACGCGAGUGAUCAAGUAGCAGUAGUCACGAUUGGUUUCAGUUUGAAUCUGAUCGGUCGAGAAAGUGCAUGGUGCAAGCUUUCUAAACCAAUCACACAGCGCAGUAAAUUAAAACGAAAGUAGCCCUGGAUCGCUUUCGACAUCCAAUUGAAAAGUUGGCUCGCCAUUAACCAGAAAUCUACACGUAUUGGCUUUAUCCUUUUGGCCACAAGUAAAAGUGUAGGAGGGAGUCUCAUUAACAGUUUGACCGCCACUCGUGUCUAGCAUCUAAUUUCUCCUUACAGUAUCAUCCCUUGAUCAAGCAUUAAGGUCAGGAGAAUAAGGGAAGUGAUCACCAACUAAAGAAGCUCUUGAUUAUUAAACAAAUUCUCCUUGUCAGUAGCUUAGGAAAUGAAUGGAGAACAGUAUCUAGAAUAUGCAUUUUGAUGUAAGGGUGUAAAGGGUUUACACGCAAAAAGAGCACGCCUCUCUACUUGCAUCUGGCGAAAUGGUAGAAAUUCUGUGGUUUUCUGAUGAAGGAAUAGUAAAGCAUUUUUUAUAUAUCUCUUUUACAGCUGAUUAUCAGAUUGCUGUACACGAAGCUAUGGAUGAAUUCCGCAAACACACUUGUUUAAAGUUUGUUGAGAGAACCAAGGAGCCAAACUGGCUGCUUUUUGUAAAAAAAGAUGGGUAAGCUGAUAAAAAUGGGCAAUGAAGAACUAAACUUUAGGAGUAGGUUUUGACCUUGUCAAUCGAGAGUGGGAUUUAGCCACGCAUUUUUAGUUUGCCAUCAGAACGACCUUCACAGAAAAUCGAAAUUUGACAGUAACUUCUGAAGAUAAACUGUGCGGGGGCUAUGGGAUAUGUUUACUGCUUUGGAAAACUCAUCUUGGGGAAUAGAUGUAUUAUGUUGCGUUUCAAUGUCAAAGCAGCUUGUCCGAUCACAAGAGGAAUGGAGGCGUUAUCCCAAGAGUGCUAUUCCAAGUAGUUAUACCAAGUAGAAAUUCAUUAAUCAAAUCAAAAAGUUCACCAUAGCAGUGACUUCCCGUAAAAGGUCAUUCAAACACUUCAGCAAGAAUAUUUCUGUAGUCAGGUUGACUGUCGAGGUAUCAAAAUUCGAUUCCAUCAAAAAUCUUUAACUUCAAGCUGAUAUUCUCAAUUUGAUAAUUAUUGACUUUGGCUAGCUCAGUAAGAGAGCUGUGUCUGUAAACUUCUUUUGCUAAGAAAAUAAUUGUCGAUGUUGCCUGAAACCUAAUUCAUAAAAAGAAAUUAACAGCAGGAAAAUAUUCUUUUUUUUUUUAGAUGCUGGUCUAGUGUAGGUAAAAAAUAUUGGAGAGUCAACUAUGGACAAGACGUUUCCUUGGGCAACGGUUGUAAUCACAAAGGGACCAUAAUGCAUGAAAUAAUGCACGCGGUUGGCUUUUGGCACGAGCAGUCGCGACCAGACAGAAAUCAGUAUGUCGAAGUGCUAUGGGAGAAUAUUGUGGAAGGUACGUUAUAAUAAUAUAUAAUGGUAAUAGGACCGAGUAGAGUCCAAUUCCGUCUGUAAUCAUACGAGUGAUUAACAAAAUAGGACGACCGCGAAGCGGAAGUCCGAUUUGUCAAUCACGAGUAUGAUUACAGACAGAAUUGGACGACACGAAGUCCUGUUAUUAAUUAAUCACAACUAUGACAAAAUUUGAGAAAGAAACUAGACAUCGGUUAUACGUUUUCACAAAAACAACAGUUAACUCGGCGAAAUGCGCGUCCUGUCCACUUACACAGGCACGACGUGUUAACUGUCCCUUUAACUGUCCUAUUACACUGUCCACUUACAGGCAUGACGCGAUGACGCGUACGCUGUCCUAUUAGUGCUCAAAUCGGGCUGGUGAUAACCAAUCACGUUCGAGAAUUCGUUAUAGUUUUGAUUAAUAUAUAAUCCUUUGUCUUUUGUCCUAAAGCCGAGCUUUAAAUAAUUAUAUCCGAAUUAUUUUCCUUCAAGUGAAUAAAAUCGUUUGUUACAGCUAAGUUUUUGUUCCGUUGGGGUUUUGAAUAGAAUGAUACCUGGGCGCACGUAGAUGUGGAGUUCCUCUUCGAGUGUUCGACUCGAUAGCCUGUAACCGGCUUUAAUUCAAACCCUUGUCGUUGCGUAAGGUUCGUUUUUUGAGAGUGUUCAAGCUAUGUAAUGAUGGGCCCAAAUCACUUGGUAUUUUCAGCAAGUUCUUUGACAAGACAGUGCAAGUUUUUUUUUUCCACUAAUCAGUAACAAUUGCAGAUACACCCUCAGACACACGACUGAAGCGUUGCUCUUUAAAUCUGUGUUUAACUGCAGGCGAGGCACACAACUUCAACAAAUACGAUCGCGGCAAGAUUGACACUCUUCAGGUACCAUACGAUUAUGACAGCAUUAUGCAUUACGGCACUAACGGCUUCUCCAAGAAUGGAAAACCUACCCUAAGGUCGAUCAGGGACCCUUCAAGAUCUCUUGGUCAGAGAAAUGGCUUCACGGCGUUAGACAUACAGGAAAUCAACGCCCUUUACGAAUGCGGCAGUAAGUCUCGUGAUCAGUUUUAAAUUUUUGAUGACGUCAGCUCAUCAUUGAUAAGUUUUGUAGCAUUGUCUCAUGGGCCUCCUGAAAAAGACCAACAGUUCCAGUAUGUUCCUUCAAUUAGAAAUGUUGAUGCUCUGGAGCGUUCGAUCAUUGCCCAGGGGCCAGCUUUUACUUGCGUUCUCUUUUUCGUUUGUUCAUUGGGGACGUUCAGCAACUUCGAGAUGUUAAUUCUCGUUGAUGUGGCCAUUUUGAUUUCACAAAUAGCAUCUUCUUUGAAAACGAAAACGAAAAGGAGAAAAAAAAUCUUCUUUGUUAGCGUAAUGUCAGGAAAACGACAGAAAUGACCAAUGUAUUUUAGACAUUGGUUCCUGAUCACACCGGUUGAUAAACAACAGAAACGACAUCAUAGCCCUACCGCAGUAGCACACGAGGAAGCAGCAAAGCAACUGUAACACAUUGGAUAUAUGUUUGUAGUUCGUGCGAAGUAGUAAUGGUGGGUAAUAUUUCUAAAUCCUUUUUUCAUUUUAGGUGGUAUAAGCUCAAGCAAGCCUGGAUGGAGUAGUUGGUCAGAAUAUGGACCUUGCAGUUCCAGAUGUAGAAAGACUCGUCAACGAUUCUGCGCUUCUGCAAACAAGGAUGUAGACUGUCCAGGCCAGUCAUAUGGAGUGGAAACAGAAGAGGUAGCCUGCACUGAUCAGGAAUGCAAAGGUGAGCGGGUAAUCAAGGGGUGUUGAUAUUAUUCUCUGCACCUUCAGUUCUGCGCAUCACAGUGUACAAAUGUGUAUUAUACAAUAAGGUAGUCUGCUAUGGAAGAUCCACUAAAGAUGGGUAAUUGGCUGUUUUUUUGCAGAGAUAGCCCCACUCUCCCCUUGACAUGUCUUUUUGCUUGUACUCGGUCACAUCCUGUCUCCUCCUGAUGCUGUAAAAUGUAAAAGAAAAAUUUGAUUUUGAUCUAACUGGGCAUGCGCCUUAUACAACAAAAAUUUAAUCCUGCGUUUUGAUCAAUACAGUACACUUAAUUUUUAAAACUGUACUUUCUGCUUCUUCUAUUCGUACCUUGAACCGAUGGAAUUAACACUUACUCUUUUUCUUUAAGUCGCACAGACCGUAGCCUCGUAACUCCCCGGACAACGUCAUCUUUGCUUAUUUACUGCAAAUUUCGAAAUAUUAUAACGGAGGAACGAUCAAGUGAAAAGAAAAUCUUAUAUGAAAUUCUGUUCAUAAGAAAUCACCUUAAUCACCUUUGGCAAAUAACGAUCAAUUGUCACCAUAAUAUCUCAAAAAUUAUGCAAUUUAAUGCACAUUACAGCCCCUAUAGAUGGUCACUGGGGACGCUGGUCAGCAUGGAGUACUUGCAGCAAGACCUGUGGAAAUGGGACUAAAGUUAGAUCUCGCCAAUGUGAUGAUCCGACCCCGGCUAAUUCUGGAAAACUCUGCUCUGGAGAUGAUAAACAACAGGCAGCUUGUAUAAAAGGAAGGUGCGGCUUAGGUGAGUAGUACCAGACUCUUCUUGUACUUUACAUACCACAAGGGAAUGGGGCUGACCUUGGACGAAAACUUGCUAUUUACAGAGUCUAGGUCUUACAAGAAAAACUAGUAAGCAUCCAGUGAAAAGUGAGCAAUUGUCUUUCCUGUUGAACAGGCCCUCAUGAUUGUGACUUUGACUUCGAAGAGGAUGGAUUCUGCCGUUGGUCCAACGUCCAAGUUUACAGCAGUGACCGAUUUAAGUGGCAGCGAGGGUCUGGUGCAACACCCAGUAGCAGCACUGGGCCUUCCGCAGACCACACGACAGGCGCAGGUACGAAUAUCUUAUCCAUGUAAGUAUCUAUGUUAAAUAUGAAUAGCGUUGUGUAUACGUCAUAUUUACCGCACCCCAGGCAGCUAUCUCUACGUCGAGGCUUCUAGUCCUGCUCAGGAGGGUGAUCAGGCUAGGCUACUCAGUGAGCAAUUCCCAGCGACCCAAGGCCGGUGCUUAUCAUUUUGGUACCACAUGUACGGCUCAUCAACCGGGACCCUAAAUGUUCUCAUCUUGGACAAGGACGGCACGUCAAAUCUUGCUUGGUCCAAGUCCGGUGACCAGGGAGAUCAGUGGAGAGAAGCUAAGUUGACACUUGAAAGCAAAGUGGAAUUUAAGGUAAGAUAAUGUAUUUCUCGGCCACUCGCGAGGUAAUCGCUAUACCCACAAUGCUUUGCCAAUCAGCAUAUUUUCAAUCAUAUCAAAUAUCAAGACGAGUUUGCAAUCUUACGAAGAUCUUUAAAUAAAGAGUUCGUCAACACUUCCACGGUUUCACCGCACCUUUAACACCCAUGAGUAACCAACAGAGAAUUUCUUCUUACGAUAUCAAUGAAUAUCAAGCAGACAAAGUGAUGGGAAUAGAGAAAAAAUCUUUUAGGGGAUUAUUUUAUCCAAUAUCAAAUUCUCCGAUUUAACAUUGUAAGAAUUGUAUGGCAGACAGUAAGGAGAACUGCAAAUGAGAUCUUGGGAGUAGAAGGGUGUAAAAGGAACACUUUCAUCGUUUUGAAUGAUUUCCCAGGUUGCCAUCGAAGCCAUCAGAGGAAAUAGCUUUCGAGGUGAUAUUGGACUCGAUGAUAUUCGUUUGACUGAGGGGCCAUGCAGUAAGUUUCAUACUAGUUUAUGUUUUCAUAUUUUCUUGUUGACAGGUUCUGUUGUACCCAUAGGAAACUUAAAUGAUUGGCAGUUUUCAUUUUGUUUCAAUGGCACCUCGUGAUCAAGUUAUCUUUAAUCUCCUUACCUCAGUGGUUUAUGAAUUAGUUCUAGCACGCUUUUGUAAAUUUUAACAAGUGCUCAUGAUCACAUUCCAAGCUGUACUUGUUUUAUUAAAGCUAUUACGAUGCGUUCAAGUAUCUCCAUUAACUUUAGAAUUUGUUUGAAAGUUGUUACACUUACAAAGGUUUAGAAAGGUACAACCUCGCUUGGGGAGAUGGUUUUAAUGUAUCAAUAAGUUUUUCUCUCAUGAAAUUAAAUGCAGUGGACAGAUUUAGAGAAGAGGAGAUUUAAGGGUGAUCUAUCAUACUUUACAGUGGAAGAGGUUGGCUGCUUUAAAGAUAACACAAAGGAUCGAGUCUUUCCAACAAUGCUGAAAAACUUGCGGCCCGAGAUAGAUUGGUAUCAUUUGGAAAAAACCAUUCAGAAGUGUGCUUUACUGACCAAACAACACGGUUAUCAGGCAAGCUCCUCUUUAUAUUGUGAAUGUUCAUUUUGCUGCCUAAGGCUUAGUUGCCCAAUUCAAGUUUUCAAAUGAUGCCGCCUGUAAAUUAGGUUUCCUUGAAUUUGUAGGUGAUUUAUGCUGGCUGGAGGUCCGUAAGAGAAAAACAGCACCCGAGGUAUUGAAUACCGUCCGAGGCAAUGGCCGAGGACCGUAUUCAAUUUUUUUCCAUACGGACCGGCCCAGACCGGUAAACAAUUUAAUUUUUUUUUUUUCUGCUGAUUUGAUUUUUUUCGAACUGUGUUCCGUAUUGUAAAAGGCUGGAUCGGUAGCAAGCGUGCGAUUCGUUAACCGGAUUCAAGGCCUGAUGAGAUGUUUAAAAAAAAAAAUUAAUAACAUACCCUCUUGUUAAUUUUUUCCGGCUUCUACCUCCUCGCUAUGUUAAACAUGUUUUCCUUUAAGUGAAGGUCUGUACAAUUUUUCCCUUUUCAGGUUUUCGCUAUUCAGUUUUACGCGGAAUGUUGGAGUGGAGAUAUAUCCAAGGUGAAAUAUGAUCGUUGGGGUGCAGCUGACAAAUCCAAAUGCCCAUUUGGAGUUGGAGCAGCGAGAAUUAAUGCCGUUUACAGACUUCUGUCUUAA
This is a messenger RNA of Pocillopora meandrina, 6737 nucleotides long. The record is from the annotation of a GenBank genome assembly. Lineage: Eukaryota; Metazoa; Cnidaria; Anthozoa; Scleractinia; Pocilloporidae.